Messenger RNA from Prorocentrum cordatum, 809 nucleotides. Lineage: Eukaryota; Dinophyceae; Prorocentrales; Prorocentraceae. The record is from the annotation of a GenBank genome assembly.
ACCGCGUACGACUGCGCCCCGAAGCAGUACCGCGCGCAGUUCGUUUGCGCGUUGUCACGGGCGGCUUGGCUGGAGGAGGCCACCGGCGAGCUCAUGCGGGACGAGUGGGCGCUGGUCUUCGGGAUGUUCCCCGAGAUCCCGCAGUGGCGCUUGCUCGAGACGCAGCUCCGCGAGAAGACCUGGGCCGAGGACGCGCCCGCCGCCUCCGGCAGAGAGGAGGGCCGCAGCCAGAGCAGGAGCCGCUCUCGGCGGCGCAAGAGCCGCAGCCGCAGCCGCAGCCGCAGACGCAGGCGCAGCCGCAGCCGCAGCCGCAGCCGCUCGCGCAGGAGGCGCAGGUCGCGCGAGCGGCCGAAGGAGGAGCCUGCCGCCGCGCCACCCAAGGUGGACCCCGCAGUCGUGGCCGCCUCGUCAGCGAGGUGGGCGUUCGUGCCUGCAGCCCGGGGGCGGUCGGAUUGCUGGCCGUCGGGGAAGGCAUGAUAGGGGCCACCGUCGAGGGCCUCUACGUCUACGACAGGCGAAAGAAGAGUAUCCAUGGCGUCUGGGCAAGCGUCACUCCACCCCCUGGAGUGGUGCACAUCGAUUUCGAGGUGAGGAUGCUGGUGCAGGAAUUCCAGAUCGAUGACCCCACCGCGAUCGAGAAGCUCCUGGCCCACUGCCUCAACAGACCGAACACGAAGAGCGAUGACAUCGCCAACAUUCGGAGGCUUUGCAAGCAGGGCGGGGACCCCAACGACAUCGUGAACAGGCAGAUGGAGGAGCUGGUCGAGAGGACGAACCAGAUGAUGAUGGCCAAAGGACUCGGCCUUUGA